CAAGGCGGCUUACAUAUGGUUCCCAGGGGGUCUCCCAUCCAGGCACUGACCACACCUGACCGGGAGCUGGCCUCAUGUGCCUUCAGACCACAGCCUGGGGUGGAGAAGAAAUCUGAUUCAGUUCACAUUUACAGGCCGCAUCAACUGAAACCGUUCCCAAGAAGUUGCAGCAGACGUUGCGCUGGACACCUCACUGGGGACUACAGUAGAAGUAGAUGGGGCAUCAAGACUGGUACAGAGAAAUUCCUCCUUAGCCUGACCAUCUUGUGCAUCGCCCUCGGCUUGUGUCAUGGAGAAUGUUACACAAAACAACACAAAGCACAGAUUGUUGAUGACCAGAUAGUACUUCCCGAUGGGUGCACCGAUCUUUCUGAUGGAGGCAAGCAUGCAUUUGGGACUGUGUGGAAUUCAGCUAAAUGCUUCCGAUGCUCCUGUGACGAGGGAGGAAUGCACUGCUGUACCAGGUAUGGUGUAGUCCACUAUCCAGGAUGCAAGGGAGUGAUAAAUCCAGAAACUUGUGAAUAUGACUUCUAUAGAAUUGAUAACCCCUCUGAGCGGUGCCCUUAGCCUUAAAAAUCCCAUCCUAAAUCCUUUCAGACAUGAAAGCCUGAAUAAAUCAGUCAUUCCCACA
Rhineura floridana is the source of this 631-nucleotide messenger RNA. Its product is annotated as small serum protein 5-like. Lineage: Eukaryota; Metazoa; Chordata; Lepidosauria; Squamata; Rhineuridae. The record is from RefSeq and is a predicted model, not a curated record. The transcript is spliced from 5 exons. Bases 16 to 567 code for a protein of 183 amino acids.